UCAGUUGGCGUGUGUUGUAUCGAUAUGCCCCUACGCACUCCACACCAUCCAAGAAACAAUUGCCGGGUUCUCUUUGUAACAAGUGGCUCAUACAACUGUUUAUUUGUAUUAUUACUAAUUAGUGAAAAUGAAUCCGUCCACUCCCACCAGUAAAAUUACCCAGGUUGGGUCACCAUCCCCCUCCCCACCAAGUAGUAAAAGGGUGAAACACCAAAGUGGAAUUGAAGUGACGGAAGGGUGCACUAUUCUUAUGACCGGUCUAGCUAAGUCGGGGAAGACUACCAUUUCUAAUGCCCUCACUCAAAAGCUAAAAUCUAACGGGAUUUUAGUGAAACAAAUAGAUGGAAAGUGUUUGAGAGCCGGUCUCUGCAAAAAUCUGGAUUUGGACAACACGAAGGAUCGGUCGGAAUUUGUUCAUUUGGCUUCAGAACUUGCCAAAACAUUCACGGAAGAGGGAUUCGUGUCCAUCAUUUCCAUUGUGGCUCCGUUACAAGCAGACAGGGAGACAGCAAAACAAUCACAUAAUAAAGACGGAUUGAAUUUCGUCGAGGUUUUUGUGGAUAGAUCAAGCAAAGAGUGUAAAACUGGUCUAGAUCGAAACGUACUAAAUCCGAUUGAAUCAGACUACGAACCACCACCAAAUCCUGAUGUCCAUCUACAACGGAGUGGCAAUAACGUUAACAAGUUGGCGACGGAACUUGUUGCAAAAUUAGUUGGCUAUAAAUACAUUCCACCGUUCUUCGCUCAACCUCAAUCACCCGUCUCUCCAUUAAACCGACCAACCCCAUCGCCCAAAGCAUCAACUCCUUUACCCUCCACAGCGUCUCCGUCACCCUCAACAACAGACUCGUCCGACUCGUCCGAUGUGGAUAUAGAUGAUGGAGAGUUGGACGACGAGGGGAAUAGUGUCCCCAAAUUCAAGUUACCGAGAAAAAGUAAUAACCGAACAAUUUUUGAUUACGUUAAAAGUGUUCUUGUUCAAAGAGGUUUUACUGGAAAAGACGAAGAGGUCGACAACCAUCCCUUAUUUUUUGCGCUAAUGGGGGAAUGGAGGACUCACUAUGAGACCCACAAAACAGGAGGAAUGGAAAAGUUUUUCCCUGCCAAAGUUCGUGCUCGGAGCAAAUCAGCGACACCCACAAAAACUCCAACCAAAUGUGCGAAAACCCCAAGCAAAGGUGCGAAAACCCCCCAAAAAGACGAUGUCAAGAACCCAGAAGAAAACAAGUGGGAUGAAUUCAUUCCUUUAUAUUGGAAUGGAUCAACGCUGUGUUACGGCAGUAUGCACCAGGGCUUCCCUCACCUAAAAAAAUGCAAACAAUGUUGGUCUCAGUCAACAUCGGAGGGCUAUUUGUGUAAUCUCCAUUCAACAAACCGAUUGCAACAUAUUGUCGUGUUGCAUGACACUAAUGAGAACGCCAUCCAUUAUCAUGCUGUGUUAAAUUUGAGUGUGCUUAAAAAAGAAUGGACGAAGCAGGUAGUUCAAACGUAUGCUCACAACAUGACACAAGUAAUGGCCCAUCUCUCUACGCACCCUGCUGCCAAGUUCUCCCCUAUUUGUGAAAAUUCUUUUCUACUCUCCUCCCCGGAACGACUUCCUGCCACGCAUUCCAUGACAUUGUCAGUCGCGCUCAUCACACUGUUCAGAAACAUGGAAAAAAUAGAGACAGGCGCCCCCAUCAAACCACAUUCGUUCCUUCAUAAACAGUUUAAUAUAUUCAAGGCUAAUUUGGCAGUGGUGGAGAAGAUUUUGGAAGAGAAUGGAGUGACCUCCUCCGUAGGGGAUAAUGAUAAUACCAGUUCGGUCAGCUCCCCACUAAUCGACAAGGAUCGAUAUUGCAAGAAAUUGCCCAGAAUCUACUGUGGAGUCGAAACCGACAACAAAAUCAACGUUGGUUUGAAAACGUCCAAGACUGGGGAAGAGGAUCAUUCUGCUUACAUCCAUAGUGACCAAUUCAAAUCAGGGCCCAUCUACCAAACCCCCCUGUCGGAUGAGCAGCUAGCGAUUGCAAACAACAUUGACACAUCCAAAUCUUUUAAGCAGUGGACGGAUCAGCAGAGGGAUGUGUUCGAUUUGGUGAAAAAAGAUUGCACAAGGAAGGAGGGACUGGGUCAUGCAGCUCUUAUUCUUGCAGAAAUGAAGGGUCAAUCGUACAAUGGCAUCCUCAUUCGAAGGGACAAUCAGAAAUACGAACAUGUAGAUACUAUUGAGAGAGGUGACAGAGCUUUUGUACAGGCAGUUUUUAAACUUUUAACGGGAAGGUCCCUUACUGUUUCAGUCAAGCAUACCGAUAAUAUGAGUUUUAAUGGUGAGAUAUAAAUAAAGGCAUUGCAUUUAUUUUCUUUCAUAUGCCACUCAAAUAUCAAGACCUGACUCACCUCGCUCCAACGCUUCCUUUCCAUCACUGUCCAAAAAUCUCUGUGCAAUUUUCAAGGCCUCUUGAGCUCGCUCUAUUGUUUCCUCAGUGGCUGUCAAGUUGGACGAACUUUCUCUCGCAUUUGUUUUACAUUGUUUCACCGAGUCACUGCAAAAAUAGUGUCAAAAGAGAUGUGCAAACUGCAAACUAAUUGUACUAAAAAUGGCAUUUCUAAUUAAAUGAAAAACUUGAUAAUAAAAUGAAAUUCCAAUUUACCGAA
Molecule: messenger RNA, 2637 nt
Organism: Folsomia candida
Lineage: Eukaryota; Metazoa; Arthropoda; Collembola; Entomobryomorpha; Isotomidae
Exons: 7
Coding region: 128-2320 (730 amino acids)
Biological process (GO): sulfate assimilation
Molecular function (GO): adenylylsulfate kinase activity
Source: RefSeq, a predicted model, not a curated record